AUGUCUCACCAUAGCGAUGCUGACGUUGACAAGAACGUGCAGCUCAGCACCACGGUGACGGGCCUCGACUCACGUGCCAAGCAAGAAAGCGACUUCACCAUCAACCAGAAUCCCCAGUCUCCAGCAGCACUGUCCGGUGCAAAGUCCCCCGGUGUCCUACGUAUCGAAGCACUCAAUGCACACACGUCCUUCAUCAACCGCUGCUGCAUUUUCUUCGGCAUCUUCCUCGUCGCGUAUGCAUAUGGUUUAGACGGCACGCUGCGGUACACUUACCAGCCUUAUGCCACUUCGGGAUUUCAGGAGCACUCAACCUUGGCCACCAUCAACGUUCUGAGGAGUGUUAUUGCUGCUGCUGCGCAGCCUACUGCCGCUAAGGUUGCCGACGUUUUCGGGCGCGUCGAAGUCGUCGUUCUUUCUAUCUUCUUCUAUAUCCUCGGAACGGUUAUCGAGGCUGCCAGCAAAGAUGUCGAGUCUUUUGCUACAGGUGCCGUUUUCUACCAGAUUGGGUACACGACUAUCAUUGUUCUCAUCGAAGUCAUCAUAGCGGAUAUCACAUCCCUUCGCUCUCGUCUCUUCUUCUCCUAUAUCCCCGCCAUCCCGUUUCUAAUCAACACGUGGGUUAGCGGAGACGUCAGCCAGGCUGUGCUCAUCAAGACGACUUGGAGAUGGGGUGUGGGCAUGUGGUGUAUCAUCUACACUGUGUGCUGCAUUCCGCUAGUUGCUUCGCUCAUGUGGUCGAGUCGACAAGCUCGAAAGGCCGGCUCACUUGACAAGUACCAGACACCGUAUCAGGUCCAUGGCGGUAGCGUCAAGAAUCUGCUAAUGGCGCUCUUUUGGCAAAUGGACGUUCCUGGUAUUGUGCUGCUGAUUGCUGUGUUUGGCUGCAUUCUAACGCCUUUUACCAUUGCGGGUGGCGAACAGUCACAAUGGGGUACGGCCAAGGUUAUUGCCCCCCUUGUCAUCGGAUUCCUGUGCCUUCCCGUCUUCGUCAUUUGGGAGAGGAGAGCACCGCAUCCAAUGCUUCCCUUCUAUCUGCUGAAGGACCGUGCAGUCUGGGGUGCUCUGGGAAUUGCUUGUACCCUGAACUUCGCAUGGACCAUGCAAGGCGACUUUCUGUACACCGUACUCGUCGUUGCGUUUGACGAAUCUGUGAAGAGCGCGACUCGCAUCAGCUCUUUGUACAGUUUCACGUCCGUCAUUACUGGGCUGAUACUCGGUGGUAUUGUUUUCAAGGUCCACCGCCUGAAACCGUUCAUCAUUGCGGGAACAUGUCUCUUCGUGGUGGCUUUUGGUCUCCUGAUCCACUACCGUGGUGGCUCGGGCGAUUCGUCGCACUCUGGCAUCAUUGGCGCGCAGAUAUGCUUGGGUAUCGCGGGCGGUAUGUUUCCGUAUCCUGCGCAGGCGAGCAUUCAGGCUGCAACGAAGCACGAGCAUGUCGCCAUUGUCACAGGCAUCUACCUCGCUACCUACAACAUUGGAAGCGCGCUUGGCAACACCGUCUCAGGCGCCAUGUGGCAGCAAAUCAUACCGAAUGAGCUGGUCCGACGAACCGGCGAUGCAUCACUCGCGGCCACCGUCUACGGCGAUCCGUUCACCUUUGCGGCUUCGCAUCCUGUGGGUACGGCGGAGCGUACUGCUGUGAUAGAGGCAUAUCGGCAUGUGCAGAGACUACUCUGCAUUGCGGGCAUCUGUCUGGCAGUGCUUCUUGUCGCCUUCUCGCUCGUCAUUCGAGACCCGAAGUUGGGCAAAGAGCAGAGUUUGGAGGAUGCGGAGGAGAGUGCUGAUGUGGUGAGCUCGGAUAGUAGGCACUAA
Messenger RNA from Alternaria postmessia, 1812 nucleotides. It is a transcript of the gene SIT1, whose product is annotated as ferrioxamine B transporter. Gene Ontology annotation, molecular function: siderophore-iron transmembrane transporter activity. The record is from RefSeq and is a predicted model, not a curated record. Gene Ontology annotation, biological process: transmembrane transport; intracellular iron ion homeostasis. Gene Ontology annotation, cellular component: vacuolar membrane; endosome. Lineage: Eukaryota; Fungi; Ascomycota; Dothideomycetes; Pleosporales; Pleosporaceae. The transcript is spliced from 4 exons. The coding region runs from base 1 to 1812 and encodes 603 amino acids.